GAUGCUUGACAAAUGCGAAAUUGUAUAAACCAUUUCUCUGAUGUAUCCAAUAAUUUCCAUGCUUUGCGUAAAACAAGUUCGGUGUUGAAGAAUUUUUUGAUUAUUACAUUCGAUGAAAUGUCGCAGUGGGAACUUUGUAAAAACGAGGUCGAAGAUUUGUGGAAUAUUGUGUAGAAAAACUCAUCGCCAGUUAUGGGAGUGUGGGAAUCGAUUAUCACAACAGUUGUCGCAUGUAACGGCCGAGGUUGAUUGCAAUAAAGCUCCAGCUUUUGUGGAUCCCAAAGAAUGCUGUGCAGUGCCAAAUCUAAUCAGUGAGGAAUUGGUGGAAAAAUGCAAAGGCAACGAACCCCCACCACCACCACCUUCGGGUGAGAUGAAUAAUGAAGUUGAUGAAUCAGAACAAGGCGGUCCCGGUCGUCAUCAUCAUCAUCGUCACGGACCUCAUGGACACCAUGGUCGUCAUGGCCACCAUCAUCAUCAUUGCUUCCCCACAUGUCUUUUCAAUGAAACUGGCAUUUUGAUUGAUGGCGAACUACAGGAAGACAAUUUGGACACCUUCUUAAGUGGUGCUGCUGCAGAAAAUCCCGAGGUUUUGCCAAUUCUAAAAGAAUCCUUUCAAACAUGCUACCAAAAAUCAGUGGAAAUAAUGGAAAAGAUCCGAGAACAUUGGUCAAAGAAUGAAAAUUCGUCACGUCGACCACCACAUCAUCACCAUCGUCAUCAUCAUUGUUCUCCUCAGGCUGGCAUCAUGUUCCAUUGUGCCAUGAUGAAUACUUUCAAACAAUGCCCCGAUUCGAUUUGGUCCGAUACUGAUGAGUGUAACAAUGUUAGAGAAUACUUCACCGAAUGUAUGCCAUCGCCGGAUGAUCAGGACGAUGAUGAGGAGGAAGAAGAAUAAUUUCGAAUGAGCGUUUAUUUUUUUGAAAUUAAAAAUUCCUAUAUAUUCAAAAAAUACCUAUAUUGAAAAUUAAUUAAAUAAAUUUGAAGCAUUAAAGAUA
Molecule: messenger RNA, 998 nt
Organism: Musca domestica (house fly)
Lineage: Eukaryota; Metazoa; Arthropoda; Insecta; Diptera; Muscidae
Product: general odorant-binding protein 67
Exons: 4
Coding region: 113-898 (261 amino acids)
Molecular function (GO): odorant binding
Source: RefSeq, a predicted model, not a curated record